Messenger RNA from Talaromyces proteolyticus, 741 nucleotides. RefSeq lists its product as uncharacterized. The record is from RefSeq and is a predicted model, not a curated record. The transcript has a single exon. Lineage: Eukaryota; Fungi; Ascomycota; Eurotiomycetes; Eurotiales; Trichocomaceae. Bases 1 to 741 code for a protein of 246 amino acids.
AUGGACGAAAUAUCUUGGAUUCAAAAGCCGGAUAUAGAUGCAGACAACCAAACCCAUGUUAAGGUCGGAUGGCUUUUUCACGAGACGUGUUUUGCUAUUCUUGAGAUGGCCGCAAAGUGUCGUAUGACCUCUAUUGAGUCAGAUACACUUUUUCGGGCUUUAAAUGAUGAGUAUAUCAAGAAGCGGGCAGAAUUCAAGAAGGCCAUGAUAAAUGAAGACGUUAGUACCGAAAAGAUGUUAAGGCGUCUUCGUGAAGACAACCUCAAUCCACUGUGGAUUCCAGGACUACAGAAUGUCAUCCAAGCUGCAUUUGAUAGACCGGUGCCUCAACCUCAGCCAGCUGAAAGGAUACCUCCAGGUAUCAAGACUAACGCUGGAUUUAAAAUAUCUCUUGGCGCUUUUUACCUCCUUACCAUCGCAAUACAAGAAAGAAUUGCCAAUCAUAUUGGCAACCUACGAGAUUUGCGUGUCAUGAUUUUGCUAGGUCGCUGGAGGCUUUCAGACAAGUUUUGGAUUAAUAGAAUCCCGGAUUGCAUUCAUGAAAUUCACGGGAUUUCCGAUACGAAGAUAGAUUGGCAGUGGCUGGGUUUGGAAGUCCUCAAACUCGUGGAAAAGAAUGAGCCGACUGGAUAUCCGAAUAGAACCCGAGUGCAUCAAUAUGCAAAACGUAUAUGGAAUUUUUAUCUUCUGAACCAAAGUGAUACCACCAAUGUCCACAACAUUGAAAAUAGUCAACUUUGA